AUGAUCUCUGUCUUCGCAAGAACUCAACACAACACCCGCUCUGCUCUGCUUUCCUUCUUCCUCCGGAUCCCAGGGUGUGGCGGCCGGCGAGCGGUUGCCGCGGCGGUCUCCCAGUGUUUAGGGCGCGUGUCUCCCUCCCCUCCGGGAAAUUCUGUCGCGGCUGCCCUUCCCCUCGGCUAGUACCUGCGACGGCGACUCCGUUCUUCGGCGAGAUCCACAGAGUACUUAGAAUUGGAAGAGACAGGGGGAGAUAAGAAGCUGACAACAUAUUUGGAAUACAGAGUAUUUAAGGCCUGUUCGGUUUUCCGCCAGCUCCGCGAUCUGUGGAGCGCGUAUUUUCCAGCUCCACUUUUUCAGCCUGCAGCUCCGCGGGCUCCGCGAGCUGAGCCUGGAGCGGAGGGAUUCCGAACGCUCCCUUAGAAGGCCUUCCAUUAUAUUUGGCUAGUACCGGGGAUUAUGCUCCCCUGGUUUGCUCUGCUCUGAUGGACACGCCAAACAGUCAAGAACGCCCUGUAAGAAACAAAAGCGAUGCUUCCAGUUCCAAGAGGAUGGUGAGAUCGAAGGUCGCCAUGGAGCUUCACCUUCUAUCGACUGACGUUCUGCGAGACAUCUUCUCACGGCUAUCACUCAAACAGGCUGUGAGGAUGAGUGUACUAUCUCGUGAGUGGAGGCGGUUAGGGAUAUGCCACCCGGACCUGGUGUUCACCAAAGACACCUUAUUUGGCAGCGAUACAGCCACAAGUACUGACCUGGAAUCCAUGACUGCUGAAUUCAUCACCAGAGUGGACAAUGUGUUACGCCCGCUGUGGUCUACUUCCACCACGACAACUACUACGGUCGAUAGGUUUGUUAUCAAAUUUGGUCUCGGCAGACAUCAAAUGCAUCACAUUGAUAGAUGGAUUAACUUUUGCACCGCGUCGAUGGCCAAGCACAUUGGCCUUGAUCUCAGGGGACGGCACCGCUUUGAACAUCCCGAGUACAUUGUCCCGCUGUGCAAACUCAGUGGCCCGAAUGGCUCUUGUGUCAAGUCUCUUCAUAUGGCUGAUGUAUGUUUAAAGCCGCCCCCUAGAUUCUGUGGUAUAACAAACCUGAAGAAACUGAGCCUACAUAGGGUGUCCAUGGAUGCAGGCGACCUCCAAUGUUUGUUGCUAAGUUGUGCUCGUCUCGAGAGUUUAAGCUUGGAUUUCUGCCCCUUGUUAAGUUUUACUAUACAUCAGCAGCUUUGCCGGUUGAAGUACCUGAGUGUGCGCGAGUGUGCGGUGGGAAUGAUACAGUUGCAGGCUCCAAACCUGACCACAUUUGAGUUCGAUGACUGUCUAACACAAAUUGUUCUCAAUGAAUCUUCAAAGUUGUCAGAAGCAACCUUUGUGUUCAAGAGCAGUUCAUACAACUUGUGUGUGGAUGCCUUCGACUAUAUCUUGACUGAGCUCCCAACUUCUAUUCCUUAUGUGCAUAAACUUCUGCUACAUUUGGUUAUUGGAUAUCAGGUGCAAAAUUUCAGUAAAAGAAACACCACUUUCAUCAAUCUGUGGCAUCUAAACCUGAAUAUCGAUAUCACAUACGAUCAACUCGAUGCUGACUGGGUUACGGGUUUGGUUUAUCUCUUGGAGUUAGCACCUCUCUUAGAAGAACUGGAACUGCAUAUUGAGUGUGAUAGAUCUAGUGAUGCUGUUCCUGCAAGGAUAGUGAAGGCAGCUCCAGGGCCUCUGCAUCGUCACCUCAGGAGUGCCCACAUUACUGGAUUUUGUGAUCUAAUGGGGAUAGCCGAGGUGGCGCUCUACAUCCUUGGGAAUGCUACUGUGCUCGAGCGUAUGGUAGUUGAUCCAGUGGUACGGAUGGACUAUGGGUACCCAUAUACAGGUCAAUUUUAUUGUGUCAGCAAGGCCGGUAGUAGCCUGGAGCUCGCUCAACCUAGUUUUACUGAGCAGGAGCUACAUGACAGGGAGUUUGCCAGGAAACACUUUGACAGAGAGGAGUUUCGUCACAUCCUCACCAUUUUAUGAAUAACAACACAAGGGCUUCUUCCCUAUAUAAAUGGAUGCUUGA
Triticum urartu is the source of this 2046-nucleotide messenger RNA. RefSeq names its product F-box/FBD/LRR-repeat protein At1g13570. Gene Ontology annotation, molecular function: protein binding. The record is from RefSeq and is a predicted model, not a curated record. NCBI's taxonomy places the organism in Eukaryota, Viridiplantae, Streptophyta, Magnoliopsida, Poales, Poaceae.